UAUAGCUUUACGCCUUCCCUCCCCCCUUUCCCCCCCGCUCCUGCCCGUUCCAUCCCGCCAGCCGCUCCACCCCCAACCCAUUUUCUUCCUCGUCUAUCCUACAUCAGCCGGGAAGGGAGGGGAGCCUUGUGCUGAGUUCCCGGGGCGGCUAUUGGCGGCUGAAGGAGAGCCGGGACAGAGCCAGGGCAGGGAAGCCUGCUGGGGGCGGAACGGGCGGUGCCCAAAGGGCCCAGCCAGCGCAGGAGCAAUCCCAUCCUCCCGCCUCCUGGUACCCAAGGAACCGGCCCCGUGGAGGGAAGCAGCUCCAGCUGGCCCAGACCCGGGAGACCUCUCUCGGCGCCAAAUCUCUCAGUCCGUUUCUCUUUCCAACCUGACCCUACACACACACACACACACACACACACACACACACACACACGUACGUAUACACACACCCUCUUCAUCCCAGAUCCGGCAGGAAUCGUGAGGAGUUCUGUCUUUCAGUCUCCGGAAGCAGCAGGUUCAUGUGUGGAGACCAGCCUUAUAUGGACUGAUCACUCCAGCUAUGGCUUAUUUUUUUCUUGCCACCAGACACCGCACACUGUGCUGCAGCCGGAGCCCGAAGUAACCGCACUUUGGCAUCGUUCCUGGAGUUACAAACUGUUACUCAGAUCAGCAGCCCGCGGAACUCCUGGCUUCUUCUACUGCACAAAUUUUUGAGUCCUUUCAAAGAAAAUAGUGGAUUUUUUUUCUCCCUUUCCUCAUAGUUAUAUAUAUAUUUUUAAAUAAAAUCCAACACCUCUCCCCUUUCUCCCCUUCCCCCUCCCCAUCCCCCACUCACCCCUCGUGUGCGUGCGUGCGUGUGUGUGUGUUUCCGAAGAACUGCGGAUUGACAAACUGGUGUUGCAACUUUCCUGCAUAAAUUGCCGGGCCCAGACCAUGUCGCUGACCAACACAAAGACGGGCUUUUCGGUCAAGGAUAUCUUAGACCUGCCUGACACCAACGAUGAGGACGGAUCGGUGGCAGAGGGGGCAGAGGAAGAAAGCGAGGGUUCGGAACCUACCAAGAGAAGCGGGGUGCUGGGACCAAGCGCACUGGAAGCAGUACAAACCCUGCCCCUGAAAAAUCCUUUCUACGACAACAGCGACAACCCCUAUACCCGCUGGCUGGCUAGUACCGAGAGCAUCCAAUAUUCCUUGCACGGGCUGGCGGCUGGGGCUCCCCCACAGGACUCCAGCGCCAAAUCCCCGGAGCCCUCGGCCGACGAGUCGCCGGACAACGACAAGGAGACCCCGGGCGGCGGGGGGGAAGCGGGCAAAAAGCGGAAGAGGAGGGUGCUCUUCUCCAAGGCGCAGACCUACGAGCUGGAGCGGCGCUUUCGGCAGCAGCGCUACCUGUCCGCUCCCGAGCGCGAGCACCUGGCUAGCCUCAUCCGUCUAACUCCCACACAGGUGAAGAUUUGGUUCCAGAACCAUCGCUACAAGAUGAAACGGGCACGGGCUGAGAAAGGUAUGGAGGUGACCCCCCUGCCCUCCCCACGCCGGGUGGCCGUGCCCGUCUUAGUCAGGGACGGCAAACCCUGCCACACGCUCAAAGCUCAGGACUUGGCCGCAGCCACCUUCCAGGCCGGCAUCCCCUUCUCCGCCUACAGCGCCCAGUCGCUACAGCAUAUGCAAUAUAACGCCCAGUACAGCUCCGCCAGCACCCCCCAGUACCCGACAGCGCACCAUUUGGUGCAAGCUCAGCAGUGGACUUGGUGAGCAGACGCCCUAGCCCUAGAGAGAGAGAGAGAGACAGACUCAAGGCUCCAAAACAAAUCCCACUCCACUGGAGGACGCUAUUAUUAUUAUUCUAAUUAUUAUUAUGGAGUUUGCUCUUGGCAUUUUUUUUAAGGGAGGGAAAUGUUUUGAGCUCCUUGGGGUGGGAGAAUCCAAGGAUUGUGUUCCCUCUCUUUUUUUAUUUUGGAGAGAGGGGUUUUGGAGAUCUGGGCGCCGUGUUUACAAAAAUUUUGUGCAGUCCUGCUUACUUGCCACUCCUCCGGGGAGAGGGGGGGAGAGAAACCGUCGUCGUCGUCGUCGAAAAAAACAAAAAAAACAAAAAACCCUAGAUAAAUUUCCCUCCACACAAAAUAAAACCCCUCUGCUCUCGUG
Molecule: messenger RNA, 2130 nt
Organism: Sarcophilus harrisii (Tasmanian devil)
Lineage: Eukaryota; Metazoa; Chordata; Mammalia; Dasyuromorphia; Dasyuridae
Gene: NKX2-2
Product: NK2 homeobox 2
Exons: 3
Coding region: 919-1740 (273 amino acids)
Biological process (GO): regulation of transcription by RNA polymerase II; cell differentiation
Cellular component (GO): nucleus
Molecular function (GO): RNA polymerase II cis-regulatory region sequence-specific DNA binding; DNA-binding transcription factor activity, RNA polymerase II-specific
Source: RefSeq, a predicted model, not a curated record